GGGGAGGAGGCGGGGGCUGCGAGGGGCCGGGCCCCGGGGCGUCUGCCCCGCGCCGUGGUCGCGGUGUGGGCGGCGGGGUGUAGAACCGCAGCACUGCAAACAUGUCGAUUGGAGUGCCAAUUAAAGUCCUGCAUGAGGCUGAAGGCCAUAUUGUGACAUGUGAGACCAAUACAGGAGAAGUUUACCGAGGCAAACUUAUUGAAGCUGAAGACAACAUGAAUUGUCAGAUGUCCAACAUAACGGUGACAUACAGAGAUGGACGAGUGGCACAGCUUGAACAGGUGUACAUCAGAGGGAGCAAGAUACGGUUUCUUAUUUUACCAGAUAUGUUGAAGAACGCUCCUAUGCUAAAGAGCAUGAAGAAUAAAAACCAGGGUUCUGGAGCUGGACGAGGAAAAGCAGCUAUUCUCAAAGCUCAAGUGGCUGCAAGAGGAAGAGGCCGUGGUAUGGGCCGUGGCAACAUCUUCCAGAAGCGAAGAUAAUCUUGGUCUUGACCGACGUGCAUUUUUUUUUUUAUUAGAGCGUAUUAACUUGACUACAUGUGCAUUGGUAUCAGUUUUGUUUAAUAAAUGUUUCUGACAAAAACUUGUCUGGUCUUGUAUGACAGGACUCCUCUUGGGCAAAUACAUUGUAGGUUGAUUUCAAGCUUAAAAUAGCUUUGUCUGGAAAAUAGUGGAUUUUACAUCUAGAUUUGACUACUUUAUAUUUGUGUGAUGCAUUGACUUUUAAUGUUGCGGUUUUCUUGUUUAGUCCUGUUGCCGUUCAUUCUCUAAAGAAUUGGAAGGCAUUCUUGAUGAAGAAUUUUAAGGUAUUAUGUUUUAAAGUCAUAUUAGCAGCUACAUUUGUGGAACGUACUGCCAAACAGGCAGCUUCCUGAGAAGCAAAGCACUAUGUUCUUUUGCUUUAUACGGAUCUACAAUAGAGGUCCAUCUUCAGAGCUGUACGUGGAGCUUGUAUUCUUGCGUUUCUUAUUUUUCUCUUAGGAUACAGGGAGAAUUUUUCAUUGGGAACACAACAACUUUGAUAGUCUGAGUCUAUAUUUGCAGUGAAAAAUUCUAUUCUAACUUUCUUAGUGGUUCACUUGUUUGUGGGAUUGUUUUUUUUUCUCUCUACCUGGGAAAAGAAGACAGAAUAUAAACCAGACAUUUUCAAGGAUAAAUUUGAAGUGUUUUGUAAAUUUGAAAAGUAGUGCAGGUGUAUAGUGAAAGUCAUAUAAGGGGUUAUCCAUUAAAUACAACUCAAUAGAAAUGCUAAUCUUUUGAACAAAGCGUAGGAGGAUCAACUUUAGCUUUUGGUCUUCACAUCUAUACACAGGCAUAAAGAUCAUCAGCUGAUCUGGAGGAAGCCAAAUGUAGUUGUAACUUUAUUUCUAAAAGUAUAGUGUGGCUGACUUACUGACUUAAAGGCUUGAAAUGUGUGAAUGUUAACGCUUCUGUACCUAAUCACAUACUUGCAUACAGUCAAUUAUCAGUCUGGAAAUGUAUCAGAUACCUAGUCUUGCUUUUCUGCUAUGAUGCUGUGAAGACUCCCUUGUGCGCAGACAUGAAAGUUGAACUAAUGUAUUAAUUUGUUGAAUUUUUGUCUGUAAAUAAAGCUGUAUUUGGUCUCACAUCACUAGAAAAACCCUGCUACAUCUUCUGGGUAGUAAUGAUCCUAAGCAUUUGUAUUAGGAACCUCCUUAAAAUGUGUUUAAGAUGUGCUUGAGCUUAAAUUAUAAGAACACUUUAGUUUCUUGUAUGCCUAGACACAGGAACCCAUCCAAAAGACAAAACAGUUUUCAUAAAGCCCUGCUUCAAAACAUGGCACGUGAGUCAUGUUCAUAUAGCACGAGUGCUUUCCUGAAGAGAUCGUUUCCAACUUGAAAUGACCACUCUAGGGCUUUAGUAAUGAUACGAAACGCUUUCUCGUGGAAAUGUCAUUCUUCAAAUCCACAGUCAUUCUAAGGAGACUGGUGACUGAUACCAGUUGAUCAGGCUGUUUCCCUCUGAGAGUGUAUCUGUGUAAUAUAAGGGCAAAUAAAACUGGUCUGUAUGCAAACUACAACCUUUCUAAUCACUAAUAAUAACAGCUGUUUGUAUGUUCUGGAACUUUAAUAAUCGGUUUGGUUCUAGCUCUUAUGGGAGAGAAGACAUCUCUCUUUUUUUCACAGAAUUUUCUCCCUCUGCCUAAGUAAAGGCUUCUGAAUUUCUCAAGACUGUUGAGAAAGGACAUCUUAAAAUCAACAUGAAGCUGAAGUCCAUUUUGAGUCUUUAUACUGGAAGCCCACUGAGACUGAUGUUUUUUAAGACACAAAGGAAAAAAGAAUUCCAUCCUGUUGCUGUACCAUGAGCUUCAUGGUAAGAAUUGAACUGUCUGCUUAUAGUAUCCCGUCCUGAGGCCUGGGAUCUCUGGAAAUGGGUUGGUAGGUAAUAACAGAUAUUCCUGUUGACAUCUGCUGGUGUUGCUUGUUGCUAUAGAGUGGUAUAUGAGGAGUCCACUUUCCUAGUAGGUAGUAGUAUGGCCAUUUGAAGUAGAUGUCUUUUAUUUGCAGUCUGUUAACUGGUCUUACUGCUUUUAACCCAUCGGGCUUGUGAUUGUGUUGCUAAUUGAGUAGGAAUUUUUGUACAGUGGAGUUGCACUACUGUCACUACAGGCAGAACAGGAAUGGCAUGAUGCCUGAUUGCUUUCUGUGUAACUUGAGGCAAGUGUCUGCUGUGAGAUUUUAUAGGGUGCUUCUUCAGCAGCUAGAACUGCCUUCUCUUUCCAAAGCAAACACCUAAUAGAAAUCUGAGAUUGAUUAGUGCAACAAUUAACUGCCAUAAAUAUAAACUAGUGUCGGAUGGAGCAUGUGUGUGUUGAAGGAUGUGGCAAGCUGUUCUGCUAAAGGCUGUGGCUAAUGUACAGUGAGUGACAGAAGUCACCGUUACCUUGUUUAGUAUCAGGAGAGACAAGAGGCGUACUCACAGUUUGAGCAAAGAGCAAUCGCUUUGCCAGAACCGCUUUGUGUCUGGCUUCUCUUGGGUGUCCCUGUAACCUCUUGAGGAAACUAACAGUAAGGAUUGCCGCUUCUUUUUUUUGCUGGGACUAUCUGGUACUUCUCAGCCCUCAAAACUGCUUCCUUUUUCUGUAAAGCCUCCAAAAAGAAAUAUUAAUAUGUGGAAAAGGAAGUAAGUCACAGAUGGGGGACCUGACUAAAAGUAUUUUUUUGGAAGAGAUUCAAGAUUUUGGCAAGACUGCAAAUCUGGCCUAUUGGCUUUGCACCUCACUGUUUCCUUCUGCCUGAUAAGUAUCAUGUAGCCUUUUCUGAAGGUUACAUGCUUCUUUUGCAGAGGGCAGGGAGGAAUGGCACCUGUUUUGAACAUGUACAGCUACUGGAAUGGCAAAGGCUUUGAAACACCGAAGGGCACCCUAAAAAGUAUAAUGGUUAAAUGCUAUUUAAGCAAAUUAAAACUGCCUGGCAGUAACAGGUUUGUUGGGGAUUGUUUCCGCUGACGAUGAUUGGCUUACCUUUUCUAUUGGUUUUUAAAGUUGCUGUUCCUUCUUCCUGUGCAAUGCCAGGCUUCUGUUCUCUCCACUGAGACCUUUCUUCCCUGAAGCAGUUGAUGUGGCGUUCAGCAGCACUGAGGGCAGGCGGACAACCUUGAAUUUCGGAAAGAAACAAGAGCCCUCCCCAGCAGGUCUGACUGACAGAACAAACUGCAGCAUAUCUGCUUUAAGAAGUUUCUACCCCUUCCGAUGUUUCUCACCCUCUAUAUUUGUGACUGUCCACUGAGCACGCAAAAAGAAACUUUUUUAAAAACCUU
This is a messenger RNA of Chroicocephalus ridibundus (black-headed gull), 3782 nucleotides long. It is a transcript of the gene SNRPD3, whose product is annotated as small nuclear ribonucleoprotein D3 polypeptide. Gene Ontology annotation, biological process: RNA processing; spliceosomal snRNP assembly. The record is from RefSeq and is a predicted model, not a curated record. The coding region runs from base 102 to 482 and encodes 126 amino acids. Gene Ontology annotation, molecular function: RNA binding. NCBI's taxonomy places the organism in Eukaryota, Metazoa, Chordata, Aves, Charadriiformes, Laridae. The transcript is spliced from 4 exons. Gene Ontology annotation, cellular component: pICln-Sm protein complex; precatalytic spliceosome; U12-type spliceosomal complex.